Galeopterus variegatus (Sunda flying lemur) is the source of this 2716-nucleotide messenger RNA. It is a transcript of the gene NUMBL, whose product is annotated as numb homolog (Drosophila)-like. The coding region runs from base 111 to 1931 and encodes 606 amino acids. The record is from RefSeq and is a predicted model, not a curated record. NCBI's taxonomy places the organism in Eukaryota, Metazoa, Chordata, Mammalia, Dermoptera, Cynocephalidae. The transcript is spliced from 10 exons.
CCAUCCCCCGGCCCGCGUCAGACCGAGCUACCGCCGCCGCCACAGCAGCAGCCCACUCGGGGAGCCGGGCCCAGCCGGGGCCGCGGGAGGCGGGGGCGCCCGGGCCCUGGAUGUCCCGCAGCACGGCGGCCAGCGACAGACCCAGGAGGCCUGAGCGGCAUCUGCCCCCAGCCCCUUGUGGGGCCCUGGGGCCCCCUGAAACCUCCAGGACGGAGCCAGACGGGGCAGGCACCAUGAACAAGUUACGGCAGAGUCUACGGAGGAGGAAGCCUGCUUACGUGCCAGAGGCAUCACGCCCGCACCAGUGGCAGGCAGAUGAGGACGCGGUGCGCAAGGGCACAUGCAGCUUCCCGGUCAGGUACCUGGGCCACGUGGAGGUGGAAGAGUCCCGAGGGAUGCAUGUAUGUGAAGAUGCUGUAAAGAAGCUGAAAGCAAUGGGCCGGAAGUCCGUGAAGUCUGUCCUCUGGGUGUCAGCCGAUGGGCUCCGAGUGGUAGAUGACAAGACCAAGGACCUGCUGGUAGACCAGACCAUCGAAAAGGUCUCCUUUUGUGCUCCUGAUCGCAACCUGGACAAAGCUUUCUCCUAUAUCUGCCGUGAUGGGACCACCCGCCGCUGGAUCUGCCACUGUUUCCUGGCACUCAAGGACUCCGGCGAACGGCUGAGCCACGCAGUGGGCUGUGCUUUUGCUGCCUGCCUGGAGCGAAAACAGCGCCGGGAGAAGGAAUGUGGGGUCACGGCUGCCUUCGACGCCAGCCGCACUAGCUUCGCCCGCGAGGGCUCCUUUCGCCUGUCUGGGGGUGGGCGACCAGCUGAGCGAGAGGCCCCAGACAAAAAGAAAGCAGAGGCAGCAGCUGCCCCCACUGUGGCUCCUGGCCCUGCCCAGCCUGGGCACGUGUCCCCAACACCAGCCACCACAUCCCCUGGUGAGAAGGGUGAGGCAGGUACCCCAGUGGCUGCAGGUACCACUGGGGCUGCCAUCCCCCGCCGCCAUGCCCCACUGGAGCAGCUUGUUCGCCAGGGCUCCUUCCGUGGGUUCCCAGCACUCAGCCAGAAAAACUCACCUUUCAAACGACAGCUGAGCCUACGGCUGAAUGAACUACCAUCCACGCUGCAGCGCCGCACUGACUUCCAGGUGAAGGGCACAGUACCCGAGAUGGAGCCUCCUGGUGCCAGUGACAGCGACGGCAUCAAUGCUCUUUGCACACAGAUCAGCUCAUCUUUCGCCAGUGCUGGAGCACCAGCACCAGGGCCACCGUCUGCCACAACAGGGACUUCUGCCUGGGGUGAGCCCUCUGUGCCCUCUGCAGCUUCCUUCCAGCCCGGGCACAAGAGAACACCUUCAGAGGCUGAGCGAUGGCUGGAGGAGGUGUCUCAGGUGGCCAAAGCCCAGCAGCAACAGCAGCAGCAGCAGCAGCAGCAGCAACAGCAGCAGCAGCAAGCUGCCUCAGUGCCCCCGGUGCCCACCAUGCCCCCUGCCCUGCAGCCCUUCCCUGCCCCUGUGGGGCCCUUUGAUGCAGCACCUGCCCAGGUGGCGGUGUUUCUGCCACCCCCUCACAUGCAGCCCCCUUUCAUUCCCACCUACCCGGGCUUGGGCUACCCACCCAUGCCCCGGGUACCCGUAGUGGGCAUCACACCCUCACAGAUGGUGGCCAACGCUUUCUGCUCAGCCGCCCAGCUCCAGCCCCAGCCAGCCACCUUGCUUGGGAAAGCUGGGGCCUUUCCGCCCUCUUCUGCACCUAGUGUCCCUGGGGGACAGGCCCGCCCACGCCCCAACGGGGCUCCCUGGCCCCCAGAGCCAGCACCCACCCCGGCCCCUGAGUUGGACCCCUUUGAGGCCCAGUGGGCAGCAUUAGAAGGCAAACCCACUGUAGAGAAGCCUUCCAACCCCUUCUCUGGUGACCUGCAGAAGACCUUCGAGAUUGAACUGUAGCCCAAGCUGCCCUGCCCACCCCGUCAUCUCCAGGUGCCCCACACCUGGGAGUGGGGGCACAACCUCUCCCCUAGUCCUGCUCCCUGGGACUGUGCCCCUCAACACCCCCCAACCCCUUCUCUCAACCACCCCACCACCACCACUACAGAACCAACAUGGUGAUGCCCAGGUUGCGACAGGAUGGGGUUCAGGGAUGGACACAGCCUGGCUAAGGGAGCCAUUUCACUGCCAGACUUAGGCUGGCAAUGAACCCUUCCCCCACCCCAGGCACAGGGGAUGGCCAGCAUCCCACUGAAUGCCCUCAGUUCAAGCCACAUUUCCCAGUUUCUGUUGUUGACCUUCCACCUUCCAGUGUUGGGCAGAUGGAGAAGGGAUGCCGAUUUCGGGGCUCUCCUGGGCCCCACACGUGCCCACCCAAGUUUGGUCAUCUCCUUUCCACAUACACAGCACAAGCUAAGGGCUUCCCUCUGCCCACCCGCUGCGUUCACUGCCAAUGCUGUGCUCCCCUGUAUAGCCCUCUCCCCCCCACUCUGGGGCCCAUGUCUUCCUUGGGCCAAGGUCUCAUGGGGGCAGGGCCAAGUGGGUUCCCAGGAGGUGGGGAAGGGGGGAAGGGAAGAAGAUGCUCAGUUACCUCACACUCAGUGCCCGCUGGGGACGGUCCGGGAGGAAAUGGAAGGGGUGCCUGGCGGGUACUUUUCUAUCUUUUAUUUCCAGAUUUUUUUUGUAUCUAAACUUGCAGAUUUGUAUUAUACAAGGACAGCCAAUAAAGGAAGAGUAUAAUGGUG